CAUCUGCGAAUGUUUCAGACAUGAAAAUACUUAUAGUGUUUUCAUUGCAUUGGGUAGAUAAUAAUGAGUCUUCGAUAUCUCUGAUAUCUACAGAUUUCGCUUUGCAAGUGGAAAGUAAGAUGAAUAUAGGUAGGUACUAGGUAGGUAGAGGUACCAAGUUGUUUUAAAUAUUGAAGUGCUUAUAUAUUGGUUGAACUUAUUCGUGUUUCGCGACUGUCAUGUGUAGUUGAACUCAUGUCCUUUAUUUUAAUCGUUCGCCGUGUUAAACAUACGUAUACACGUACAUCUUUUUUACUAUUCUGUCGAUUCACGUGAAUAAUUAACUGACGCCUUGGUUAUUUCACUUAUUAGUGAUAAGUUCGAGAUUUUAAUUUAUACGCGUAAAAAUUGAGCAUUAGAGUUCGAUAUGGAAGUGAAUUCCCGAUUGUUUAGUAGAAAAGAUAAAGUUGAUGUUAGAAUGUGGCCGGUAUUCCAUUUUGUUAGCAGAAAAGACGUUGAAAAUAUUCAUGUUGCGGUAGUUUUUGGUAACCGAGGACAGUCAGCAAUAUACGUAACUAAAAAUGACGAAGUAUUUGCCAUCGGAAGUAAUAACUGUAAUAUGUUGGGUAAUUCAGAAUGGGUAUAUGAUUUCAAACCUAGGAAAGUGGAACAACUGUGUGGAAAAAAAGUAAAAUAUUUUAGUUGCGGAGAACGGCAUAUUAUGGCUUUAACUGAAGAAGGAGUCGUUUACAAUUGGGGCGAAGAUGAACUCUCCCAAUUGGGCACGAAGAACCCUAAUGAUAUCGAUGGUCCUUCGAUUGUUGGAAGUUUAUUUAAUAGAAAAGUUAUCGAGAUUGCCUGUAGUAAUUCCUAUAAUGUCGUACUGUGUGAUAACUAUCAAGUUUGCGAAUGGGGUAAACGAUCAUCAGAGGACAAUCGACCAAAUCCGGGUGUAGAAUCAGUGGUGGAAGGUGAAUUGAAAGGAGAAGAGAUCAUUUCGGUAGCCUGUUCAAAAUACGCUUCGUUUGCUUUAACAAGCAGUGGCUCUGUAUAUUCUUGGGGCGUGAACAUUGAUGGAAUAUUGGCGAGAAACCCCAAUGAAAGCGGGAACGUGGACGAUAACGACCCUUCAAAAGUACAAAAUUUAACCGGAGUUUUCAUCAAGAAAAUUGUUACGGGACGUGAUCAUGUUCUAGUUCUGAGUGACGCUGGUAUAGUUUAUUCAUGGGGAAACAAUGAUUGUGGGCAGUUGGGUCUUGGUGGAGCCGAUUUUGAUUAUUUUGCCCCCGCUCCCGAAGAAGUUAUAUUUCUGGAAGAUGAUGGAAGUGCUUGCACCAACAAAGUGAUCGAUAUCUUCGCAACAGUCUUUUGUUCUACAUCAGUCGCUAUGGAUGAAAACUGCAGAAUAUUCAUGUGGGGUGAAUGUAAAGAACAGUUUAUUUCUUCCCCGCUUGUAACUGAUUUCACCUCUCCACAUGAAGUAUUCGUUCAUUUCAGCAACCACGUGGCCACUUUUCGACCCAUAACUUCGAAAAAUUUAAAGAAAUCUGAGAUUUAUGAAAAUAUUAGACAUUCUUUUGAAGAUGAAAUUACGUCCGAUCUGACUGUUUUAGUCGAAGGAAAAGAAAUCAAAGUGCAUAAGGCUGUGUUACGGAUUCGCAGUAAUUAUUUCAGAAGCAUGUUGAAAGAAGGAUGGAAAGAAAACGAAGAAAAGAUUUUAGAAAUUAAAGAAAGCACCUACGUCGCUUACAAAGCAUUGCUUGAGUAUUUUUACACUGAUAGUUUAAAUGUGCCAUUCUGUUUUGCCUUUGAAUUGUUCGAUUUGGCUCGAGUUUAUUGCGAAGAAGAAUUAGAAGAGAUGUGUGAAAAAGUGAUAAGAAAUAACAUCAACGUUGAUAACGUAUCAUCAUCCUAUGCGACUUCAAAAAUAUCGCGAUUCGAAGAUUUAAAGACAUUCUGCAUGGAAUUCAUAAUGAAUAAUUUUGCGAACGUCGUUUUGUCUGAAGAUUUCGCUCAAUUAAAUCUGGCAACUGUGCAAGAAAUUUUAAAGGAAGCAUCUCGUAAUUCCAUUUUCAAAACCUAAAACUUGGUUGAUGGCGACUAUUUUAUUUACAGUAUUAUUAUGGUCUUAUCUACUUAUUUUUUGAAGUGUAUUAUUUUUGUUUUUUGAUGUCAUGUCUAUCUUGUUGAAAUUAUUGAAUGUUCGAGUUUUUUUUUUUUCAGUAAAACUGGAUUUAUCUAUUAA
Molecule: messenger RNA, 2224 nt
Organism: Planococcus citri (citrus mealybug)
Lineage: Eukaryota; Metazoa; Arthropoda; Insecta; Hemiptera; Pseudococcidae
Product: RCC1 and BTB domain-containing protein 1-like
Exons: 11
Coding region: 407-2062 (551 amino acids)
Molecular function (GO): protein binding
Source: RefSeq, a predicted model, not a curated record